AUGACUGUGAGCCAGGUGCCUUCGAAUCUUGUGCGGUCAACCGCAUCAGAAACACCAAAGUAUGGGAAUUCGAUUGAGAUCACGGAUAUCCUCCAGAUCCUUUCCGACACACCCUAUGCUUGUUCCACAAUUCAGAGGCUAAGUGGAGGAGUUGUGAAUGCGACAUAUCAUGGGGUGCUAUCACGCCCGCUCACAGAUGGAAGCAGUGAGAUAAUUGUGAAAGUGUCUGAAGACUUUGCGAGUCUCUCUGCGCCGAUCGAGCUCCCCGCAAGUCGCAGUAUCAAAGAAUUUGCCGUACUGGAGGCAUUGAACAUGGGGUUGUCUCCUGUCAUCCGAUAUGAUGGGCUCACAGUCCGGCCGCCUUGCCCGUAUUGGCUUUCCUCUGAACACCAUCUACAAGUUAUGGAGAAUUUGCCGAAUACCAUUGACCUCUCAAAGUACUUUUUGACCCCUGCCGGCGGUGCCAUUUCUGAUCACUACGCAUCCUCCAUUGGGCGUGCAUUGGGACUCUGGUUGCGCGCCUUCCAUGCUAAGACCUCAGAAGAAAGCCAUUUAACUUACUUGAAGGCUGUGGGGAGAAACGUCAUGAAUCGCACUGCGAUGUAUAGCUUCUAUCUUAGUAGACUGGAACAGAAUAUCGCAGGAUUUCCUCACAUAUUUUGUGAACUUGGGGAGACGAUAGUGAGCUAUGUGACUAAGAAGCUCGAAUGUGAAAAGGGAGAAUCACCUGGAUUAAUUCAUGGGGACCUGUCAAUAAGGAAUAUUUUGAUCUCAGAAUCUGCACAUAAGUUGACGGGACUAAUGCUCGCCCCGAUUGACUGGGAGAUGUAUCAUUAUGGCCAACAACAUCAGGACAUUGGCCAGCUUAUUGGAGACUUGUGCAUUCUAAAGAUGUUCAAAGCGUUGGAUGUGUGCGGGAUCAUUCUCGAAAACCUGGCCGCCUCUUACGAAAUAGCUAACGAUGAUGUCGCGUUCGAUAUAGUCUCUCAUAUUGGCAUACAGAUGAUCAGUUGGGCGUUCAUUAGCGCCGCUGGAUGCAGCAAAGAUGAGGAAGAGCAAUUAUUGACAUUUGCCCGGGAUCUGAUCAUCAAAGGACAUGAACGGGAUCGAGAAUGGCUGGCCAAGAGCCCCUUGGGAUGUUUGUUCAAUUGA
Molecule: messenger RNA, 1152 nt
Organism: Penicillium nucicola
Lineage: Eukaryota; Fungi; Ascomycota; Eurotiomycetes; Eurotiales; Aspergillaceae
Product: phosphotransferase family protein
Exons: 3
Coding region: 1-1152 (383 amino acids)
Biological process (GO): protein phosphorylation
Molecular function (GO): protein kinase activity
Source: RefSeq, a predicted model, not a curated record